CAAUUCCAAUUCCAAUUCCAAUGCUAAUCCUGAAGAUACCUCUCAUUUGAGAGAGUCUGAAUCUUUAUCUCAAUCUCAACCAGCAGUACCAUCUUCACCAUUAUUCUUUGCUACUUCCUCAAAUCCUCCAUCCGAGAUUGGCCAUUCCCAAUCACAAAUAAGAGAUGUAUCAUCUCCAUUACAUUAUACUUCAUCGGCACAUCCUACCUCUGAAAUUGGUUCAGGAAGAACCAGAUCUGAUCGAUUAACUAGUGAAGUUGAUAGAAUUAUUCGAAGAAAUCAAAGAAGUGAUUUACAUGAUGCUACAUCAUCACCUAUGAGAAGAAGAAUAUUCACUGAAUCUACAAAUCAAACAAGAGAACCAAAUUUAUCUUCAUCAUCAAGAAUUGAUACUGAUCCAACUGAAAAUGAUGAACCUGUUAGAGUUAUUUGGGGUACCAAUGUUUCAAUUCAAGAUUGUCUGAAUGCAUUUAGAGAUUUCUUAUUAUCUUUUAAAUAUAAAUAUAGAAAAUUAAUGGAAGAUAAAGAAGUUGAUCCUGAAGAUAAUGAAUUACAUUAUGUAUAUCAAUUAAAUAAUUUAAAAGAUCUUGGAUUAACUAAUCUUAAUAUUGAUGCUAAAAAUUUAUUAGCUUAUCCACCUACAAGAAAAUUAUAUCAUCAAUUAAUUAAUUAUCCUCAAGAAGUAAUUCCAAUUAUGGAUCAAACUAUAAAGGAUUGUUUAAUUCAAAUAGUUAAUGAUUCAAAUGAAUUUGCUAAUGAUAUUCAAUCAACUCUUGAUAUAAUUGAUACAAAUGUUUAUACUAUUCGUCCUUUUAAUAUCAAUUUUGCUGAAAAGGGUUUAAGAGAAUUAAAUCCCAAUGAUAUUGAUAAAUUAGUUAGUGUUAAAGGUUUAGUUAUUAGAGCAACUUCAAUUAUACCUGAUAUGAAAGUUGCAUUUUUUAAAUGUAAUGCUUGUGAUCAUACAGUUGCAGUUGAAAUUGAUAGAGGAGUAAUUUCUGAACCAAUCAAAUGUCCAAGAGAAGUUUGUGGACAAACUAAUUCAAUGCAAUUAGUUCAUAAUCGUUCUUCAUUUGCUGAUAAACAAGUUAUUAAAUUACAAGAAACUCCUGAUUUAGUUCCUGAUGGUCAAACUCCUCAUUCAAUUAAUUUAUGUGUUUAUGAUGAAUUAGUUGAUAGUUGUAGAGCUGGUGAUAGAAUUGAAGUUUGUGGUAUUUUUAGAUCUUUACCAGUUAGAGCUAAUCCAAGACAAAGAGCCAUUAAAAGUUUAUAUAAAACUUAUUUGGAUGUUGUUCAUAUUAAAAAAAUUGAUAAAAAAAGAUUAGCAGCUGAUUCAUCAACUUUAGAACAUGAAAUUAAUGAUAAAGAACAAGAAGUUGAUCAAAUUAGAAAACUUACACCUGAAGAAAUUGAAAGAGUUGAAUCAAUUUCUCAACGUGAUGAUUUAUAUGAAGUUCUUGCAAGAUCUUUAGCUCCAUCAGUUUAUGAAAUGGAUGAUGUUAAAAAGGGUAUUUUAUUACAAUUAUUUGGAGGUACUAAUAAAACAUUUAAAAAGGGUGGAAGAUAUAGAGGUGAUAUAAAUAUUUUAUUAUGUGGAGAUCCAUCAACUUCUAAAUCUCAAAUUCUUCAAUAUGUUCAUAAAAUUGCUCCAAGAGGAGUUUAUACUUCUGGUAAAGGUUCAUCUGCUGUUGGUCUUACUGCUUAUAUUACAAGAGAUAUUGAUACUAAACAAUUAGUUUUAGAAAGUGGUGCAUUAGUUUUAUCUGAUGGUGGAGUUUGUUGUAUUGAUGAAUUUGAUAAAAUGAGUGAUUCUACAAGAUCAGUUUUACAUGAAGUUAUGGAACAACAAACUAUAUCUAUUGCAAAAGCUGGUAUUAUUACUACAUUAAAUGCAAGAACUUCUAUUUUAGCUUCUGCUAAUCCAAUUAAUUCAAGAUAUGAUCCAAAUUUACCAGUUACUGCUAAUAUUGAUUUACCACCUCCUUUACUUUCAAGAUUUGAUUUAGUUUAUUUAAUUUUAGAUAAAGUAGAUGAAAAUAUUGAUAGACAAUUGGCAAGACAUUUAACUGAUAUGUAUUUAGAAGAUGCACCUGAUACAGUUACUAAUAAUUAUAUUAUACCUGUGGAUUUAUUAACCCUUUAUAUUCAAUAUGCUAAAGAAAAUUUUCAACCAAUUAUGACAAGUGAAGGUAAAAAUGAAUUAGUUAGAGCUUAUGUUGAAAUGAGAAAAAUGGGUGAAGAUGCUAGAUCUUCUGAGAAGAGAGUUACUGCAACUACUAGACAAUUAGAAUCAAUGAUUAGAUUAUCUGAAGCUCAUGCUAAAAUGAGAUUAUCUAGAACAGUAGAAUUAAUUGAUGUUAAAGAAGCAGUAAGAUUAAUUAAAUCUGCUAUUAAAGAUUAUGCCACUGAUCCAAUAACUGGUAAAAUUGAUAUGGAUAUGAUUCAAACUGGUACAUCUACAGCUCAAAGAAGAGUUCAAGAAGAUUUAACUUCAGAAAUCUUAAAAAUUAUUGAAGAGAAUAAUAAUUUAAUUCGAUUUAAUGAUUUAACUAUUAAAAUUAAUGAAAGAUCAUCUAUUAGAGUUGAAAAUCAUGAAAUAAAUGAAGGAUUAAAAAGAUUACAACAAGAGGGUAAGAUUAUAGAAACUGGUGAUGCUCAUAGAAGAACCAUCAGAAAGAUUGCCAUUGUAUGAAUUGUUGGGUGAUUUGG
Scheffersomyces amazonensis is the source of this 2706-nucleotide messenger RNA. RefSeq names its product MCM DNA helicase complex subunit (gene CDC54). Bases 317 to 2689 code for a protein of 790 amino acids. Gene Ontology annotation, biological process: DNA strand elongation involved in DNA replication; DNA replication; double-strand break repair via break-induced replication. The record is from RefSeq and is a predicted model, not a curated record. Lineage: Eukaryota; Fungi; Ascomycota; Pichiomycetes; Serinales; Debaryomycetaceae. Gene Ontology annotation, molecular function: ATP binding; single-stranded DNA binding; single-stranded DNA helicase activity. The transcript has a single exon. Gene Ontology annotation, cellular component: nucleus; MCM complex.